Messenger RNA from Cyclospora cayetanensis, 831 nucleotides. Its product is annotated as WW domain-binding protein 2. Lineage: Eukaryota; Apicomplexa; Conoidasida; Eucoccidiorida; Eimeriidae. Gene Ontology annotation, molecular function: transcription coactivator activity; chromatin DNA binding. The transcript is spliced from 2 exons. The record is from RefSeq and is a predicted model, not a curated record. The coding region runs from base 1 to 831 and encodes 276 amino acids. Gene Ontology annotation, cellular component: nucleus. Gene Ontology annotation, biological process: positive regulation of DNA-templated transcription.
AUGGCGCUUAAUCCAGUUUUGGCGGAGGACGCUUCCGGCUCCCUGUUCCCGCUACCCCAGUCGGGCGAGGUCUUUUUCUUGAAACGCGCAUCCAUCGGUUUCAAACUCAAGGGCCCUGGGGUAUCCCUAAAGGGAAACGGCAGCUUUUUUCUCAGCAGCCAGCGCAUCGUUUUUUUAAAGCAAGGCAAGGUUCAGACGCAUGGAUCCUUUUCCUCAUGCGAGCUGCCGCUACACCUCGUGCAACGGGCGCAGUUCAAACAGCCCAUUUUUGGAGCGAACUAUAUCGAAGGCACAGUACACCCCAAGCAAGAGGCCGAAAGCCCCCUUCAAGGCACGAGCACCUGGUCGCUCACCUUUAACGCCGGAGGAUGCGGAACCUUCAUUAACAUCUUUUUCAGAAUCUGGAGGCAAGCUCGGAACCACCAACAACCCGACGACGCCCUAGUGCAACAACUGCAAUUUGGAGCUGCGGCUGCCUUCGUGGACCCUAGCGACCCAUCAAUUGUGUAUGUUUCGCAGCCUCAACCCGUAGGUCAGCAGCCACCCCACUCCCAGUUGCAACAGCAACCACAACCACCCGGUAUGCCGCAACAAACACACCAGUUCACACAACAACAACCUUGGUAUCCACAACAACAACCUUGGUAUCCACAACAACAGCCGUGGCAGCAGCAGCAACAGCCGUGGCAGCAGCAGCAACAGCCGUGGCAGCAGCAGCAACAGCCGUGGCAGCAGCAGCAACAACAACAGCCUGGGCAGUCCCCUCCUCAACAGCAACCACAAGCUCCGGAAUUUUCAGGUAGACCCCGCCCCCCUGAGUCUGUGCUGUAG